AUGCUACAGCGGUUCCUACAGUUCCUUGGUCUCGGACUGUCUUUGGCGUCGGUGUCGCGUUCCGCGGUGCUUGUUGACUUCCAGGUUGCCCAGCCCCCACCCUUACCCCAGGACGCGGAGCAAUGCACUAUUCAGAUUCUUGAGCGCACGUUUGGAAAUUCCUACGGAGACCCGGAGAUCGUGCAGUACACACCACCGACGGAUUGUGGUCCUGUCGGUUCGUGGGCUGGUAUAAGCUUGAACUUUACCGUUACAUCGAACGGAACGCAAUAUGAUCGUCUGGGUAUAUUCACGUUUCAGAACGUUGAGAUAUGGCGUACAUCAACGCCAGAGCCCACAUACGACGGUAUCAUCUGGACAUACUUGAAGGACGUGACUCGGUACACGCCGCUCUUUUCAGAACCGGGCACAUUCAUUCUCGAACUUGAUAAUAUUAUCGAAACCGGACUUAACGGGCAAUACGCGACGACCUUGCAUGCGACCUUCUACGCGUCGUCUGCGGCCCAUCCGCCCGCUCCUCGUGCAAAUACCAUUAUCCCCGUUACUACCCUUGCAAACAACACAGGGGAUGACGCUUCUGUUCCUCCUAUUUUCUCGCUUAAUGUGACAGUGCCUCAGAACGCGGUACAGAUCUAUGCCGAACUCUAUGCCUCUGGCAACGGUGAUGAGGAGUUCUGGUAUUACAACACCGCGAACGAAUACCUGUCUGAUUUGCCUAGCGGAACAACCUAUGGCAAUGGACCAUUUCGCGAAGUGCGCAUGCUGGUGGACGGUCAGGUCGCGGGAGUCGCGUUCCCUUACGCGGUGAUAUUUACAGGAGGGAUCAUCCCGUCCUCGUGGCAACCGAUCACUUCCUACGGGGCGCUAGACCUCCCCACGUAUUUCAUAGACCUCACGCCGUUCGUGCCCGUGCUGGCCGACGGCCAGCCACACAACAUCAGCAUCGACGUCGUCUCCGCCGAGACAGACCACGCGAUCAACGACAACUGGUACGUCUCGGGCAACCUGCAGGUCGUGACCGAUCCGUCGUCCAAGCCGACAACUGGCAAGAUCACGGUGUACGAUGUGCAACCGUACGCCCAGACGAGCACGACGGGGAGCGUCGGUGCGAAUGGCGAUGUGAACGUGACGGUGUCUGCGACGCGCAGCAUCCACAUCGAGAGCGAGAUCGUCAGUGGGAGCGGGCAGUACACCUACGUGACGUGGACGCAAAAUUUGGAGUACUCGAAUACUCAGUACUAUUUGGACGACACCUACGUUCAGAACGUCGCGCAAACAGCGACUGGGUCAUUCCUGUCUACGCACAACGGCGUAGUGUCUCUCAGUGACCAGUUCUCAUAUCCGCUGUACAUCAAUCUUACCCUCUUGAAUUCUGAGGGGACAGAGUUCUCGGCAGUAUUCGAUCACUCGUACAAUCGGAAUUCCCUGCCCAGUCCCUUCAUACUAGGUUCUACGAUCGCGGAACACCAGUACGCAACUGGUUUCUUUGUGAUCUCGUCCGAGGGAAAUUACGGCAAUGGCACAAAUAACAACACCUUUAGCUACGUCGACCUCAAGGGCAAUACCUACUACAGAACUGUCGAUGCAGCGUUGGACAACAUCACCUAUGACCAGAUCAGUGGGUCGCUGGCGACAGGCAACACAUUUGAGUUCCCAACGUUCAAUCCCUUGGCGCAUCUGUCGGUGACUAUCCCCAGGUUGCCUGGUGGAAGGCAGACAAAAUUCGGUAACUAG
Molecule: messenger RNA, 1734 nt
Organism: Postia placenta MAD-698-R-SB12
Lineage: Eukaryota; Fungi; Basidiomycota; Agaricomycetes; Polyporales; Adustoporiaceae
Exons: 14
Coding region: 1-1734 (577 amino acids)
Source: RefSeq, a predicted model, not a curated record